AUGGACGUUAAUAACACCUUUCUUCAUGGUGACUUGUAUGAGGAUGUUUACAUGAAACCCCCACAUGGUUAUAUUCUCUCAUCAAAUGAUUCAUCUCUGUUUUUGAAACGAAAUGACCAAUCUAUCAUUAUCGUCGCCGUGUAUGUCGACGACAUUUUAGUAACUGGCAAUGAUUCUGAUGGUAUUCAGCAACUGAAAACUUAUUUGGAUAAUCGUUUCAAAAUAAAGGAUCUCGGGCAAAUUCACUUUUUCUUGGGUCUUGAAUUCAAUUCUACUUCAGACGGUAUGAUAGCUCAACAACAAAAAUUCAUCAAGGAUUUGUUAUCUCAUUACUCAAUUGAUGACUACUCUACCGUCUCUUUUCUACUGCCAUAUGAUAUUGCAAUUUUGUUUCAGACCAGCAAUCUCCUUCAAGAUGCCACAAUCUAUAGACAAUUGAUUGGAAAAUUGAAUUUUCUCAUUCAUACUCGCCCCGAUUUGGCUUACACUAUUCAAUUUCUUAGUCAAUUUAAUCAGAGACCUUGUCAAGAACAUUUGGAUGCUGCUAUACGUGUUCUCCGUUAUCUUAAGGGUACCAUCAAUCAUGGCUUAUUUUUCAAUAAUGAUCCCAUUUUUAAAAUCGAGGCCUUUUGCGACAGUGAUUGGGCUGCCUGUCCUCUCACACGAAGAUCUGUUAGUGGGUAUUUUAUUCUCUUUGGUGGAGCUCCAAUUUCAUGGAAAUCCAAGAAGCAAACAACGGUUUCUCUUUCUUCUGCUGAAGCAGAGUACUGA
This is a messenger RNA of Lactuca sativa (garden lettuce), 771 nucleotides long. The record is from RefSeq and is a predicted model, not a curated record. NCBI's taxonomy places the organism in Eukaryota, Viridiplantae, Streptophyta, Magnoliopsida, Asterales, Asteraceae.